This is a messenger RNA of Onychostoma macrolepis, 7980 nucleotides long. It is a transcript of the gene phldb1a, whose product is annotated as pleckstrin homology-like domain, family B, member 1a. Lineage: Eukaryota; Metazoa; Chordata; Actinopteri; Cypriniformes; Cyprinidae. Gene Ontology annotation, molecular function: protein binding. The record is from RefSeq and is a predicted model, not a curated record. Bases 1480 to 5802 code for a protein of 1440 amino acids. Gene Ontology annotation, cellular component: basal cortex. The transcript has 26 exons. Gene Ontology annotation, biological process: regulation of microtubule cytoskeleton organization.
UUAAGACCUUGGUAUUUGGUAUUUCUAAACACUCUAAAUAGGAAUUUUGGUUCAUUUUAGUACUUUGUUGAUUUGGGCAGCUGUAUAAGUGACUAGAGAAAUGUAUAAUGCGUAGUAUUUAUGCAGAGAACAUGAGUGCUCAAAUUAAUUCAAAUAUAUUAUACAAAAUACUUUUUUAUUUUUAUUUUUAAUAUAUUUCAAUAAAUGAAUUAAUUUUAUAGUUUAAUAUUAGAAUAUAAUUUAAUUGCCACUGUAAGUAUAUAUUUAUAUAUUCAUUUUAAGCAUAAUUUAUUUGUAUUUAUGUAUGUUUUAAUGUGCUUUUUCUUGUAUUUAUUUAACUGCUGCCUGUCUAGGUUGUGAUUUUUUUUAUAAAAGACAUUUUAAAUCUCAGUUUAAUUUAACAGUGUCAUGGUAUUAACAUAGGGAAAAAGCCAUCAGGCAUUCAUGUUUCCAGUCUUAGGUUUCUAUUUCCCAGAUUCACCUACUGUUCGUGCUACAUUUAGCUGUACUGUUACAUUAGCUGUAUGUUCCUGCUGUGGUUUCCUCACUUCUCCCUGUAACUCUUACAUAUGCCAUGUGUCUAUAUAAGUGUGUGUGUAUGCGUAUGCGUAUGUGUAGCCUGUAUGAUUAUAACCCCUGUAAGAGGAGCUUUGUGGUUUGUGCUAUGUGGUUGAGUCUAUUUUCUGCUGCAGAGGGCAGGACACAGUGGCAUAACUGCAGACUUAAUGACACGUUUCAGAAGCAAGCCACUUACCGGCAUGAAAAACUCCAGCUGAACUGCUAUUAGGUGUAUAUUUGUUUAUGUGUGUACAGGUAUCUUUGAAUCAAGGCGUCAGUAUAUGUCUGUGUGUGCAUUAAUGUCAGUGUCUCUGUAUUGUCCAGUUGUGUGUGUAUGUGUGACAGUGAGAGCAGUGGCCAUAUUCAGUAUAGUGACAGAGGCUUUCUGUUCUCUCUUCCCUCUUUGUCAUACACUGGACGUGAUUGUGAGAGGCGGCCUGCAGGACUUGCCAGCUGCACUUGCAAACAUGACAUCAGGAAUGAAGGGAGAGAGAGGCUAGCUAGGGGAAGGAGCAAAAGAAGAGGAAGUUUGGUUUUGUACCAGCUGUUGAGUUAAAAACCGUAAAUGUCCAUCAUCAUCUUAAUCAAUAUUCAUUCACUUUACCUAACCUGUCUUUGCUUGUUUGGAGAAGCAAAGCGUCUCAUUCCAGUCGUUUCCUUGACUGGACAUGCCAGCAGAGGAAAGAGAUUUCCUUGCAUUAAUCUCACAAAGCUUUGGCUUUCAAACCUCUGUACAAUUUAGGAUGUCUUUUAGAUACAUUUCAAGGAAACAGUUGACUCAUUGGACAACUGGCAGAUUAAGCAUCUUUUGUCUGAGAGACAGUGGUAUGAGUCAGAGACGGAGGAGAGGUGAGGGAAGGAGGGAGAGGGGGAUUUCAGGAUCUAAACGAAUGUCAUGAAGUGAUCGAUAAUUCCAUAGACAUGGACAGGCUGAAUCGGAAUGUUCCAGAACACGGCCGUCAAACUCAUCAGGUCUUACAGAGCACACCACUGGACCUGAUUGAAACAGGCAAGACUCUCAAAGUCCAGGCAGAACGACCCCACCUUGUCAGCUUGGGAAGUGGCCGUCUGAGUACGGCUAUAACCCUGCUGCCCCUGCCAGAGGGGAAGACUACUCUCGGGCAUGGGAACACAGACAUUAAUAUUCAGGGUCCGGGUGUCACUGCUCAACAUUGCUACAUUGAAAAUGUGGGGGGAGCCAUCACCCUGUACCCCUGCGGAAAUCAGUGCUCAAUGGAUGGCUUAGCAGUUACCAAACCUGUCAGACUCACACAAGGGUGUAUGCUGUGUUUUGGUCAGUCAUCCUUUUUUCGCUUUAACCACCCAGAGGAGGCCCUCAGGAUGAAGAGUUUGAUGCCAGGUGGAAGCCCUGGAUAUAACAGUACCUACAAGAACCACUCAGAAACCCAUGGGCAGCUCAAUGGAAACCACCUUCCUUUGCACGAGCGACCUCGUCCUGGACACGGCACUCUUGUGCGCUCUAUUGAGAAGGAUCUUCAGGACAUUAUGAAUUCUCUGACUAUGGAUGAAGGCCAGACUUCCUCAUCUGAGCAAUGUAAAAAAACCCGCCACCCCAUUCCACAGUCUGCCAUGCUCAAUGGGAGCGGCCACAGUCUUGUCUCCCCUCCAACCAGUCCUGGUACUUUGUCCGUAAGCUCCAGCUAUGAAAAUACCAGUCCUCCUUUCUCUCCCCUCUCCACCCCUUCUGUGGUUAGCAGUCCAGGGGCUUGUUUGGAUUCCACUAAUACCCGUUCCACCAGCUACACCCACACCGUCCAGGCCCCGGUGCCACAACCACGCACUUUUGCAUCCAAAGCCAGCAGUACCAACGGAGGACUAAAGGAUCAAGAAAGUCCCCGGUUUCAAAAAGCCUUGACUGAAACCCCUUCAAGCCCAGCGACAAACCGUAGAGGUGAGAGUGCACACAUGGCCCAUGGUUCCUCUUCUGGGUCUGUCUCAUUUGCAUCUGGAGAUUUAGGCAGACAGGUCAAUGCUAGACUCACCUCUUCGUCCUCAACAGGAUCUUCUAGCCCCAGAUCCAGUGUUGGCUCAUCAGUCCAAGAAACUUCUUCCAGUCUUCAGCCCCAUUCACGUGCACUCCUUCCUCCAGACAGUCCCCAGUCAUCCCGUCGUGGUGUAGAACCAUCCAGCAUGCGUGAACUUCCUCCUCUCAGCCCGUCCACAGCACGCAGAGGUGUCCUUGGAGUGCCAGUUCUCCCUGGAGCUCUACCUGGCGUUCCUUUGACCUCUCGUGGCCGGACUGUACCAGAGAGUCCUCGUCUCCAACGACGAGCCAUGGCUGAGGAAGAAGUAGGUAAUACGAGAUUGCAGGCCAGAAGUCCAUCUCCUGUAUCUGCUCUUUUGAAGGACCAGUCUUGCGGUAAACAGAAGGGGGGUUUCACCCCAGCUCUAGGCUCUCAGACAGGUGUGUCUCCUCUCACUAGUCCCCGCAACCAGAGAAAGAACCCCAGGGAGCCUCGGCAGGUUCAGCCGCGUACACGGGAACGCAAGAACAGCAUUUCAGAGGUCAGCGACAAAGAGGAAGACCUGCUGGAGUACCAUCGCUGGCAAAGAGAAGAAAGGAUGCGUGAGCAGGAAAUGGAGAGACUGGAGAGGCAGAGGCUUGAGACCAUCCUGAAUUUGUGUGCCGAGUAUAAUAAGAGCGACCCUUCGGUGUGCGUGGACCCAGGGAGGGUGUGUCAUUUUCCAGGGAUGGAGGAGGUCUCUGUUCGGCGACCCGGCCCUGACCCUGCGAGUGUGCCUGCCCAGAGCUCUCACAGACAGAGAGAGAGUGAGGAGGAGAACCUGAAAGAGGAGUGUAGCAGCACUGAGAGCCAGCACCAGGAGCAUGAAGACUCGUCAGUGCUGGGGCAGCAGGAGAGAGCAUAUCUGGAGGAAGAGCGGCUCAGGGUUAUGGCUCGAGCGGACGAGCUGAAGACUCAUGUCACUGACCUGGAACAGCAGAUACAGGAGUCCAGACAAGAGGCAGAGAUGGAGAGGGCAUUACUGCAGGGGGAACGGAGGGCGGAGCUUGAUCAAGUAGAGGCAGAGCUGGAGAUCAUCAAUCAACUUCAGCUGAAACUGAAUGAAGUGGAAAAUUCAACUCGGAGGGAGAAAGAGAAGGAGAGAGCAAAAGUCUCAGCUGAGCGGGAUGUCCUGGCCAGGCUGAGGGAUUCGUACAGUGAGCUGAAGGGCCAGCUUCAUAAAUGCCCCGAAUCACUGAGGGAGCACUUACAGGAACAGCUGACCAGGAAGGUGGAGGCACUGGAGUCGGCCACUAAGCGCUUUGAGGAUUUGGAGUUCCGCCAGUUGGAGCGAGAGAGUGGCAUAGAAGAGGAGAAGGAGACGGUCAGCAGGCAGCUGUUGCAAGAGAAGGCGGAGUAUCACCGGAGUGUGGCCAAAAGGAAGGAGAAAAUGGCAGCUCUGGAGAUCCAGGCUAACCAACUUGGACUUCAGGCAGCUCAGGAUUGUGAAAGGAUGGCCAAAGAUAGAACCCUGGCCCUACAAAUGCUCCAGAAGGAAAAGGAAAGACUGUCUUCCCUGGAGAAGAGAUACCAGAGCCUGACCGGUGGAAAGAUUUUCUCCAAGCCUGCCAACUCGAAGGAGGAAGAGCUUUACAUCAGUGAACCUGACCUUUUAGAUGAACUCCCUACCCAAAAUUCUCUACUUCCCUCAUCUUGUUGUCAAAGAUCUACCCCUCAAAUAUAUUCUAACAGGCCACAGGAGGAGUACCUCAGACUCUCUGAUGUAUAUAAGAUGUAUGGGAACGGAUGUAUCCCCGCCCAGACUGCCUUCCCUAACGCUCUUUGUCUACCGCUGGCUGUAACAUCAGACACACCUCGUGAGGAGUAUGUGACAGUCGGUCAGUUAAACCAGCUGUUCGGGAUGCCCAAAGUUGACCCCUCCCCCACAUCUUCAGUCCAAUCAUUCCAAGCUAUUGUCGCUGACCCUGUCCACUCCAGCCAUGCAUCCAAGUGUGGCUCCUCCCAGUCACUUCCUGUUGAGACCCAGCCUGCAUGGAGUAGGCCCUCAAUCCCCAGGCUAGAUUCAGAGCGCUGGUACCAGGAGAUUAUGGCAGUUGGGGAGUCCAGUCAUGCUUGUCCUCCCCCUCUGCCAGCUAAGUGUAUCUCCUCACGUAAACCUAUGCAGAUCUAUAAACAGGACGGUGAGCUGGGACAGACCAACGGUACCUUUACACCCCCGCCUUCCAGUAUGACCACAUCAGGCAGAAACACACCCACCAAAAGUCUCCCAGACCUGUCUCCUGCUUAUUUGGACUUAGAUUCCAAGAGACAGUUGGAUCUACAGUGCAGAGGGCUCUAUACGUGUGAUGAUUCCAGAAUCAGGCUUACAGAUGCUAAACAGAGCCACUGGGGGGCACCGCAGGGCUCUCACUCCCCUUUCCCACCUUCAGGUGCUCCCAUGGUUCACCACUCCAUUCUGCACCACCAAGCACCUCCAGCUGGAGAGUCAACGUAUGACACUCUGAGUUUGGAGAGCUCUGACAGCGUGGAGACCAGCGUAUCUACUGGCAACAACUCCGCCUGUUCACCUGAAAGCAGCAAUGGGCUGGCAGGACUGAGGCUGGAGGAGAUGGAGAAGAUGUUGAAGGAGGCCCAGCAGGAGAAAGCCAGACUGGUGGAGAGUCGAGAGAGGGAAGUCCAGGCACGAAAGCAGAUGCUGGAGGCUGAGAGAAGGCGGCGAGAGGAGGUGGAGAGGAGGCUGCAGGAUGAGACUGCGCACAGACAGAGACUUGUGGAGGAAGAGGUCAAGCUGAGAGAGAAACAGUGUUCCCAGGCUCGGCCAAUGACGCGCUACCUGCCUAUUCGAAAAGAGGAGUUUGACCUGCGUUCUCAUGUGGAGUCAUCAGGCCACUGCGUGGACACAUGUGCAAAUGUCAUUGUUACAGAGAAAAUGUGCAAGGGCCAUCUUGUGAAGAUGGGCGGCAAGAUCAAAUCUUGGAAAAAACGCUGGUUUGUCUUUGAUCGACUUAAAAGGACCUUCUCUUAUUACGUAGAUAAACAUGAGACCAAAUUAAAGGGUGUCAUCUACUUCCAAGCCAUAGAAGAGGUGUAUUACGAUCACCUGCGCAGCGCAACUAAGAGUCCGAAUCCUUCGCUAACCUUUUGUGUGAAGACUCACGAUCGACUUUAUUUCAUGGUGGCACCGUCCCCAGAGGCCAUGCGCAUUUGGAUGGACGUCAUAGUAACCGGUGCCGAGGGCUACACGCAGUUUAUGACCUGAGGGAGAGUGGAUUCAAUUCUGCCUGCAAUGAUGUGAGAGCGGGCAGGACUCAUUUAACAGGACAUGUAACAUAUGCAAAAUUAUGUUUAAAAACUUCAGCCAGCACUGACUGAUUUCCUUGUCAUCGUGACAAGAGAAGAACUGGAAGCAGGCUGGCCUGAUUAUUGUGCAACUGAUGGUCAGAUUUUAUGUUACUAAAAAGAGAAGCUGAAAAUGUACAUUUUAUAUAUAUAUAUAUAUAUAUAUAUAUAUAUAUAUAUAUAUAUAUAUAUAUAUAUAUGGAUGGAAAUAGUGGAAGUGAAGAAUGUUUAUCUCUGUAUUGUUGUAAUACAGAGACAGGAGACAGUUACAGAGCUUACAGUAUUUUAUGGCAUUUCAAAUCAAUCAUAGACUCAGUACUUUUUUUUUUUUUUUUUUUUAAAUCUCUACAGUUGUAUGGUGCCAAGUAUUCAGGUGUAUAUACAUCAGUGUAUUACCUCUUUACUUCUAGUUAUUUAGGUGCAGUUACAUGGUUACAAUGAGAUGAAAUUUAAUAGUACAUGAUAGCAGUCAUAAUCUCUUUUUAGGUAGAAAGUCAGCAUUCACAUUUUAAAUGGCUAUGAAAGAUAUUUUAACGCAUUUCAUGUGCUGUAUGUGUCAGAUAUAUAUAUAUAAUGUUCUUUGCUGCAAAUAUUAUUAAACAAAUGGCUCGGGUGCUCAGAUAUGUAACUAAAAACUGUAGGCCUGCUACCUGAUUUGUAACUUUAUCAUACAAGAUUAUUUGGUGGGGGACCAUUGCAGUAAAUAUUUUUUGUUUUCAAGACCUUGGUACUUUUGUACCGACAGGUUUCGUCUUGCCAAAGUUGUCUUCACCCAUGUUGAUAUGUGUACUCUGACUUGCACAUCUUUUAUUUCAGGGUUUUAAAAAAUGUGUGGAUGUGCCACUUAUAAUCCGAUAUUUUGUGUAUUGUGCUGUUCAGAUUAUUGAUAUCCUCUUUAAUGAGAAGAACAGUGUGAACUUUUGAUAAUUCAGUGUUACAACACUAACAAUGUAUUUCUAAAUAUUAACUUUUUUUCAUUUGACAGAAACAAGUAGCAUAUACUCUGAGGCAAAUAAAAAAAAAAAGUCUGACAAAAUAGUGUUUUCUUCUGCUCAUAUAGGGGAGAGCUGAGCUAGUUGUCACACAUUUUACUAUAGUGAAUAUUUCUCAGGCUUGGUUUAUUCUUAAGUCAAUUUCUGCAUAGAGACAAAUGCUAAUAACUUGACUUGAUUGCUUUUAAUAUUUGGCAAUAAUAUUUUAUACUAUUGCCCAGGUGAAAAAAAAAAAAAAAAAGUAGUUCAUUGAACACAAGCAGUGGGACAACAGUUAAAAAUCUAAAACAAUUGUUACAUAACAAUUUAUGACAAUGCAGAGGAGAAAGGGUAACAUAUAAAAAAGAAAAAAAUAACUUUAAAAAAAUAUAUAUUUAAAUUGUUUGAGAUACAUUGUUAUAUAGUUGACUCUUAUCUGAACGUAUCUCAGUGUGGUUUUAUUUUGUUCACAGAUGUAACUAAAAUAUUCUUAAUAUCUUAAUUUAGUUGGGAAGAGAAAAAUAAUCAACAGUUUGUAAUUGAACAUUUAACUCAAACAUUGGUUAUUGAGAAAUUGUGACAACUUCCCUGUGUUAUAACAAGCCCUAACAAAUCAUGUAUAUAAAGUUCCCUGAUAAAAAUAUAACUCUCUGUAGGCAUGUAAUCAUAUUGGUAUAACCACAUUGAUCCAUGCAUUUAAAUAAUUUACAAAAUAGGAUCCUCUGACAAUAUUUUAUGCCUAAAAUAUUAUCAGUCACAUUGCACAAACUACUAUGCCAUAACCAGUGCUAAAUUUGCCUAACAGACAAAACAUAACUGGCAAAUCAUAUUUAUGACACCAUGGGUCAGUUCCGUAUGCAUUGUCAGGCAAUGUGAGGGUUCAGUUAUAAAAGACUCUUCUCUGUAACUGGAGAACACACAGAUACAACUGUAUCUGUUAAUGGACAGGGAAUUUCCCAAGACAGUCCCACAGUAUUAACAAUUUAAAAAUGAAAACAAAAAAAGUGUAUUUUUUUUUUAUUUUGACAAAGAAACAAUUUAACCCCUUCAGACCUGAAUUAUGUUCCAAAAGUAUAUUUUCAUGUUCUUAAGGCUUCCAUAAUGAGACCAAGUAAUAAUAAUAAAAA